Molecule: messenger RNA, 350 nt
Organism: Dentiscutata erythropus
Lineage: Eukaryota; Fungi; Glomeromycota; Glomeromycetes; Diversisporales; Gigasporaceae
Source: the annotation of a GenBank genome assembly
ACAAUACUGAAUUUGAAGAGAUGAUUAAUACAGCAGGUGAUUUUUUGACAACUCAAGAAAAAAGCAUGAAUAAUAUAAACCAUACCAAUGAGAAUAAUGCAAUUAACAAAUUAAGUGAAAAUGAAGAUAUCAGUAACACAAAUGCAAUUAGAAGUCUACAAGAUGCUGCAACUGAUCAAGAACAAAAUGACUCUAUAAAUCAAUCAGCUAAACAACGUAUGACUAAUCUAGGUACAAAUACAAGAGUAUUACAAAAAAAUUCUGAACCUGAGCUAGAAAGUGAAGAAGAAUCUGAAAAUGAGGCUAUAGUAAACCUCAUUAGUGUUAAGAAUCCCUCAAAAGUUAAAUGA